UGCUGCUGCGGUAUGUCGCAAACUCCUGUUUCGGGCACUUCUUCGACUAUGUCUACUGACCGUGUUGAAGACCGGGAAGUAGAUGUGUUCGAGAGGUUAAUGCGUUCAUCGCUGAAAGAUGUACGUAUUGACAGAGAAGGCGACAUUCAUGGAUUUUGCGAGACAGAAGAGGAUGUUGUCCAUCUUCUGAGCAGCUUGCGCGUCUAUGGCUACGCAUACUCAGUUAGAAGAAGUGCGUAUUAUCGCCAGCCCCCUUCAGGUGCUGCUAAACACGAGACAGGCUUCUUCUACAGCCACACAAAAGGCAACAUACCAAUACAGUUUUUUGGCCCUGUCUUCUGUGUGGAAAGCUUAGUGAAAAGAGAAUGUACUCUUGGCCCGUUAUAUCAUAAAAAGGAGACUCCUGUUGCAGAUCAUCUGGUGGACCAUGUUAACCCAAAGAAGAAGAGAAAAGUUCUCAUGGACACACAAAAGAAAGGCUGUCCAGCAACAUUGGAUGUUAAGUGUGUCAGGAUAUUCCCCGAUUAUGCGAUAAACUCGGCAACACAGUUCAAAAAAAAGAGUACUCUGUGUUCUUGUGCGACAUUUAAAAGCAGCAUUCAGAUCAGCUUAUUUGGUUCUUUUGUAUUGCAUGGGAGCAAUGGACAAGCCACAAGCAAAAUUUACAAAAGAGUUGCAGUUGCAGAUCACCUUGGCAACAUCAAGGUGACACAGCUGUCUUCUCCCAGCAGCGAGAGGCAAUGUUGUGAUCAUUACUCUGAACCUCCUUCUUUCGUGGAAAGUGUAAUUGACACACAAUGCAUACCCAGGUGCGGUAGUCCCUACCGUUACAAAUAAGUUUGCUGUGGCACAUUACUUGGUUGUGUAUCAUCAAGUCAAGACCGUAUCAGUCCAAGGGAAAAUAUAAUGAACACAAAUGAGUGCUCAGCUACAGUUUCAGACAAAUGGCUGAAUUUUCCAGGUUUUCUGUACGGUGAACAAAUUACCACAUGGAGACAAAAGUUGCUGCAGAAGUGGCCUUGGUGUUCAAGUAAGACAGAAAGGCAAAUUUCUGAUUUUUUUUUUUUUUUUUAUCAUGAUGCUAUUACAUCAUCCUCAGGAUAAGAUGUAGCUAGAGCACACAUUCUCAAAGUCUGUUAAUGUUUAUAGUGCUGUAGGUCAGGUUUAUAACCAGCCUACCUAACUGUCUUUCAUCUUGUUCCUCUGAUGAAGUUGAGUUUCUGGGAUUGGCACUGCCUUGAUUUACUGCCUCCUCACUGCUGGUAUCCUCUAAACUUUGUAAUACAGGACUGGCAGAUUCAGACCAACUGCUGCUUGAGCCAAACCCAAAGGUCCAAUCGAGACAAAUGAAAGGGCUGUUCUUGUAACUGUCAUUCAACUUAUGAAAGUCCCAGCCAGGGUAAUAAAUGAAAAUUGCGCAGAAAUGUUUGCAUGGAAGUAUUCACAUGUGCAAUUAGGCUUUGCAGAAUUCACCACAUAGUAACAAUCCUUGGCCUCAGCACAUUCUACACAAAAUAAUCCCUCGCCCAUUUAUUUCACUGAGCUUUCGGUAAGUCUAGUUUGCGCUGAAGAAUAUAUUUUCAUUACGUGAUUCACAAAUUCGUGUGACUUGUUAUGCAAGAAGUGAGGAAUCUCUCUGCUGUAAGAGUUCACAGCUGAAUUCUUCAGACAAUAUUUUUUAAACAGGCUA
This is a messenger RNA of Schistocerca nitens (vagrant locust), 1690 nucleotides long. RefSeq lists its product as uncharacterized. Gene Ontology annotation, molecular function: DNA-binding transcription factor activity. The transcript has 7 exons. The record is from RefSeq and is a predicted model, not a curated record. Bases 13 to 837 code for a protein of 274 amino acids. NCBI's taxonomy places the organism in Eukaryota, Metazoa, Arthropoda, Insecta, Orthoptera, Acrididae.